Molecule: messenger RNA, 1629 nt
Organism: Rangifer tarandus platyrhynchus (Svalbard reindeer)
Lineage: Eukaryota; Metazoa; Chordata; Mammalia; Artiodactyla; Cervidae
Source: the annotation of a GenBank genome assembly
AUGCUCAGUUCAGUGACCUGGGAGCAGGGGGAGAAAUUCAGAGAGUGGCUUGACCACCAGGGUCCAGCUUUGGUGGAUAACCUGGGAAUUUCAGGAACGUGUGCAUCCAUAAGGCCAGGCACCGACCAUCCUGGGGAGCAGUCCGUGGAGGAGGACCAGUUCUGGAGCUUUGGCCGAGCUUGCACAGGUGGGGCCAUGAAGAAUCAGCACACAGAGCAAUGUCCAGAAGCAGUAAAGGCACAGGCGCCACGGCUCUCAGAGAAGGGGCACCAGAAGGAGAUGAGAGGGAGAACAGGCCCAAGACAAUAUGAAGAUAUAAUUGCUGCAAAGCUUCCUAACCUGGGAAAAGAAACAGUUAUUAAAGUCCAGGAAGCACAGAGCCGCAUACAGCCAAAACACAUUGUAAUCAAGAUGAUGAAAACGAGGAUAACUGCCCUGCACGGUUCGACGAGGUCACGGCAACAGGAGGGUAAGGACUCCAAGAACCGCAGCAGCAGCAGCAGCGGGGGCGCCGGGACCCGGGCCCGGACCCGGACCCGGAUGCGCCCCGGGAAGCAGGCGGCUCCCGGUGGUAGCGAGGAAUGGUUAAGUGCAGACUGCAGCGCGCUGGGAGGGGCUGAGGACUGCAGCGAGCGCUGCAGUGUCGGCCUGCAGAGCAAGCCGCCCGACGCGGUGAUGCGGGAGCAGGAUCUGACUCAGGGUGAUGUAACGCUGACUCAGGGCCGCGCUCUGCACACACAGCUCGCUGCCGGCGCUGUCUACCCCGCAGGCAGGGAAGAGCUAGACGGUCAAGUUAGCAGACACACAGCUGAAGCCCGGGCUGCUCUUUUCGGCUCAGUGCAGAUAAAUACAGCAAAAGAAUGCGCUUCCGGAGGGCGAGAGGCGCGGCGGCGGCCUGAGGAGCGGGAUCGCAGCGCCAGGGAGGCGGUGCCCCGGGGGUCGUUUCCUGCCGGGAGGCGGCCCCGCGCCGCCGAGUCUCCUCCUCCCGCCCGCGAGGAGGAGGAGCCGCCGCCGCCGCCGCCGCGCCGGAGCCCGGGAGGCCACGCCAGCUCUGGACAGGCCGAGCGGGAACCGCGGAGCACAGGCCGAGCCGAUCGCGCGGGCCGGACGCCGCGGGAGAAGGUGGGCUCGGGAGGGCGGGCGGCGGGCUCGGGGCGCGGCCGGGCUCCCAUGGAGGAGCAGGCGUGGGGGCCGCGGCCUCCGGGUGGAUUCCAAGCCGUCGGGCGGGGGAGGAAGUCGGGCCGCGGCCGCUCCUGGACCUUCCCGGCAGGGGCGCUGUCCUCGCGGGGCCGCGGUCGCGGAGGCCGGGGAGUCGGACCUACCACUCGGACGCUGGGCUGGGCGCGGACGGGCCUCCGCGGACGGGCCUCCGCGGACCUGCGUCCGGCAGCGGCCUCGGCUGCCGGGCCUCCACGCCGGGACCACUCACCCCGGCUCCAGCCCCACGUCCCGGGCGUCGCCUCGCCCCUGGGCACCGGGGUGCCGGGUGGGCGCGUCCUGUGGGCCCUUCCCCUAAUGCUGGGUGUGGGCGUCGCGGCCGUGUCUAGGGCUCCUGCCCGGCUUGUGCCUGAUUCCUGCCGUUUCCUAUGCUUCAGAACAAGUUGUAUUUUCAAGAAUGGUAGUGUUUAA